AUGUCUAGAUUUGGGGAAGAAAUGAUAAAUAUGAGACCUCUUUUCCUUUUGCUUCUUUUAGGAAUUGCUUUUUCUUUAGGAAGCGAUACACCGUUACUUGGAGAUACAGAUGGACCUUGGUCUUAUUUUGGGUAUACUGGGUACUCAGGAGAAGUAGUAAUAAACUCACUAACAGGGUCAUCUUAUUUCUAUUGGCUGUUUCAAGCAAUCAAAGGAAAUAUUUUGACUGACAAGCUUCCACUUAUACUGUGGUUUGAAGGUGGACCUGGCUGCACUGGAGAAAUAGGAAUAUUUUAUGAUAACAUUGGCCCUUUCCUUAUCAACAACCAGACUCAGCCUGUAAAUAACCCUCUUACCUGGAUAAAUAAUUUUCACGUCAUGACUAUUGAUUAUCCACUAGGAACCGGCUUUUCAUACGCUAACUCUCCAUCUGAUAUGACAAACACCACCACUUCUGCGUCAGCCCAACUUUACAAUUUACUUGUAAAGCUCGCCAAAAAAUAUCCUACUUGGUUCAAUAGAGAUAUUUAUAUUUUUGGAGAAAGCUAUGCUGGACAUUGAAUUCCUGGUAUUGCUUAUAAAAUUUUGAGCGAAAAUAAAAGUCCAAAUCCUCCUUAUAAAUUCAACUUAAAAGGUAUUGGGAUGGGAGAUCCGUGGGUUGACCCUCAAACCCAAACGCAGACAUAUUCAUAUUAUGGAUAUCAGACAGGGUUGAUUAAUCAAGAAGAAAAAUCGAUCAUUGCUCAAUAUGAAAGCACUGUUCUUGCAAUGAUGAAAGCUGGCAAUCUAACUCAAGCUAUGAACGAGACUGAUACGUCUGUUGAUUUGGUUGCGCAAUAUGCAGGCGGGGUUUCUAUUUAUAAUGUUAGAAUUUUUGAAUCCUACCCUACUCUAGGACAAUUCCCAGCUUGGUUAAAUUCGAAUUCAACUAAAACUCUACUUAGAGUUCCACAGAAUUUGGUAUGGGAAGAUUGCAACCCUGAAAUAAACACAGCAAUGGCAGUAGACGUUAUGACGUCGUUUAUUAAUUUAAUGCCUUAUAUAAUAGACAAUAUAAAGGUUGUUAUAUAUAGCGGGCAAGAUGAUUUAAUUUGCAACACAAUAGGACAGGAAUUGAUGAUUUCGAAAAUAAAUUGGCCUUAUAUUAAAGAAUUUAUGGGGUCGAUAAAAAGAGUAUGGAAAGUUAAUGGAGAAGUUGCUGGCUAUGCUCAAAGUUAUAAGAACCUAGCUGCCAUAUCAGUUAUGAAAUCUGGACAUAUGGUAGGGCACGACCAACCAUUACAUCUGAGAGAUUUAGUAAUAAGGUUUGUCAAUAAUCAAGGAUGGUAA
Blepharisma stoltei is the source of this 1329-nucleotide messenger RNA. Lineage: Eukaryota; Ciliophora; Heterotrichea; Heterotrichida; Blepharismidae. The record is from the annotation of a GenBank genome assembly.